CAGGAAGCAUAUAGUCGCGCCCGUGAUAACCCUUUUUUCGAUGGGAUGAGAAGAGGUGAUGCAACUGCAACGAACGGGCAAUCUAUAUUCGACUUACAAGGAACAGUUUCUGGAGGGAGCAUUUCUCGGUCAGCAUCAGAUAUUGGUUACAGAGGAUCCAGGAAAAUUCUUAUGGAUAUUUCUGAAAAUAUCACAUAUAUUCCACCCAAUGAUUCACCACCAGACGUUAUUCUAGAGCCUUUUGGCAAGUCUUUAUCUGGAAGGUGGUCAAAGAGUGCCAGAACAACUCCAUCUCCUUUAGCAAGCCUUCAGUUAGGUUUGAACAUUGACAAUGAGGAUGAGAAUGAAUUAACAAAUGAGUCCAGUCCAAGGGCCUGUGAAGCAGAUGAAGAGAGCUAUACUCUAAGUGGUCUAGCAACACCUGCAAUUGAAAGAACAUAUACUGUAAAUAAGAGAACAAAUCUCUCUAAAAUUCCUCUUCCUCCAUGUGCGGCAUCAUUUUACUAUGGAAAUUCACCACCAAUGGAGAUUGUGGAAUCAUCUGAAGGCAUUCAGAAGGUUAAUCUGUACCUGAGAGCUAGAAGGGAUGAUGUCAAUGCUGGCGUGCCAGGAAGAUUCUUGCAUGCAGUAAUAGGGCAGGAAGUCUCUGAUGUUGGAUCUGUUGCUUCAACCAUCAUGUACGCCUUCUACUUGAAUGAAAAACUUAAAAACAAUCAAUUCUGCACAGUGCCUGUUAUCAACAUGAAGAGGGCAGACCUAAAUUCUCAUGCUGAGCUUAAAUGGCUACUUGAUUCAUGUCAUAUUGAUCAUGCGUCCUUGAUUUUUGUUGACGAGAUUGAUCUGUCAUAUUAUGAUCUGUUCGGGAGUCUUAAACUAGUUUUGCUAAACGGUGAUAAGCUUCCAUCCAAACAAGAGGCAAUAAAGGAGGCCCUGGUUGAGAUCUUUAAUUGCGGAAAGCAUGAUCCUCCAUAUCCUGGGGUUGAUACUGUCACUGUCGGACAGGAUUGCUCAUGCUGCACACUUAUUGCUGAAAAGUUUGCACUUACUUCACCAGAGAUUUUAGCAGGGCAAGGAUUCAGUCGACUUUUGUUAGCAGGCAUUCUUAUGGAUACAGGAAACUUGACCAACUCUGAGUGUACCACCAAAGAUAAGCACAUGGCGACAUUGUUGAUAAAUGGGGCAGGUCGAUUUGGAUGCAAUGGUCUUCACCAAAUCUUGAGAUACAAGAUGUACGACAUAUCAGACCUCAAAGUAGGAGAAAUCCUGCGCAAAGAUUUCAAGAAGUGGACAAGAAUAGGUAAACCAGAGAGUCCACGUUCAAGAUUGAUGGUAUCAAGCAUUGGGAUGAGUUCGAUUGGAAUUUCCAUUUCACAACUACUGGCCCAUGAUGAUAGAUCAAGUCAAGAAAUCAUAUCUUUCCAGCGGUUAGAGAAACUUCGACUACUCAUGAUUGUUUCUGGCCGCUAUGAUACUCAGAAGAACUUCAAGAGGGAAAUCUUGGUCUCUGCUGAAUCUGCUGAUCUUUUGAAAAACCUGCUUCACUUCUUUCAUUUGAACACUCAGUUGCCGCUUAAAGUUUUGCAUCAACCAGGUCUAAGAGAUGAGAUGAGAGCAUUCGAGAUUGAAAAGGUUACAUCAAGGAAGACUAUUGAACGACUCUUGGAGGAAUUUGGUGGGACAUCAAAACGCUGAUGUCAAAAGCAAUUUAGCAAGAUAGUUUCUCUGAAUAUUUGUUUUUUGAAUUGCAUCCUUGCAACUAAUCAAGGAGGGAGAACAGUAAAAACUGUCAAUCCAUGGCUGGAUACAUAAAGAUACCUUCGAGCAGCGUGUAAGAGAAUGUGCUGCCUGUUGAUUAUUUUGAGUUUCGAUUAUGCUUUUUUCAGGUCUAUUACUUGUGCAUAGCGUAUUAUUUGCUGUUACAUGUGCUUGUAAUAAAAAAAUUGAAUUAGCCGAAUGCCUAAAAUGGAUGUAAAACAUUUAUGUAGCAAUAUUGGUCAUGUUCAAAAGUAUACUAGGA
Ilex paraguariensis (yerba mate) is the source of this 2017-nucleotide messenger RNA. Lineage: Eukaryota; Viridiplantae; Streptophyta; Magnoliopsida; Aquifoliales; Aquifoliaceae. The record is from the annotation of a GenBank genome assembly.